AUGAAUGGCAGAAUUUGUACUGUUCAUGUGGAGGUAUAAUUAAUUAAUAAUUAAUAAUAGUAUGCUAAUUAACGUAACCACUCCUUUUAAUUAAUGAUGCUACGCUAAUUAACAUAACCAUAAUAGAAUAUAAUUUUGUUUAAGUCUUACGUAUAAUGAACAGUCUUCUCGUGCUCUUCUAAUGAAUCUAUUUCAUCUUCUUUUUUCUAUUUCCUUUCUUUCUGCCGCCGUUUAUCUUUUUCCAUAUACGAGGUAUAUGAAUCUAUGCUUUUUCCUUCUUUUCUUUUCGCCGGCAUUGUCGUUGGUCCACCCGGUAAGAAGAGACUGCAGCGCCUCCACUUCAAACUAAGUAUAUACCCUUAUAUAUAUAGAAGUAAUAGUACAUUUUAGUUUCAAUUAUUUCCGAUAGAUGGCAGGACCUCUCCACUGUCAGCAAGCAAAGAGAAGAAUGUUCGGCAAGGAUGUUCUCCAUCCAAUGCGUUUAUAAAAUACGUUACUUUUCCAACAUUUUUCCGGUCGUGUCCACACCAUUGUCAAUUAUGCUCAAUUAACAAAAGCCGUCGACCUGAAAAAUGGUUGGGAAACACUGUUCUAUAGGUUGUCCGACGCGAUAGCUGGCAAGUCCUGUGGCAAAGAGGAAAGUCUGGCUAACGAGGGAGCCAAGAACAGCUUACUUGGCGGAGGCAGACCAUUUUCGAAAGUUCGCCGAGUUGUGUAA
Heterotrigona itama is the source of this 718-nucleotide messenger RNA. Lineage: Eukaryota; Metazoa; Arthropoda; Insecta; Hymenoptera; Apidae. The record is from the annotation of a GenBank genome assembly.